Metarhizium album ARSEF 1941 is the source of this 474-nucleotide messenger RNA. RefSeq names its product deacylase. Gene Ontology annotation, cellular component: cytoplasm. The record is from RefSeq and is a predicted model, not a curated record. Gene Ontology annotation, molecular function: D-tyrosyl-tRNA(Tyr) deacylase activity. Gene Ontology annotation, biological process: tRNA metabolic process. The transcript is spliced from 5 exons. The coding region runs from base 1 to 474 and encodes 157 amino acids. Lineage: Eukaryota; Fungi; Ascomycota; Sordariomycetes; Hypocreales; Clavicipitaceae.
AUGAAAGCCAUUCUUCAGCGGGUGCUGUCUGCUUCGGUGACGGUAGACAAGGAGGUCAUUUCAUCGAUUGGGCGUGGGGUGCUGGUUUUCGCGGCCGUGGCACCUGGUGACUCGGAAAAAGAGGCACAGCAGAUUGCCAACAAGGUUGUCAAGAUGAAACUUUGGAACGAUGACAAUGGAGGAAGGUGGAAGAAGAGCGUCACAGACAUCAAUGGCGAGGUGCUCUGCGUUUCGCAAUUUACUCUCCUCGCGCGCACGAAAAAGGGAACCAAGCCUGACUUCCACGGGGCUGCGGCACCCGAGGACGCACAGCGGCUGUACCACUACUUUGUUGAUCAAGUGAGGGCGGGAUAUGACGCGGAGAGAGUCAAGGACGGGAGAUUCCAAGCCAUGAUGGAGGUGGCAUUGGUCAAUGACGGGCCGGUUACUCUUGAACUGCAAUCGGGAAGUCAAGACGGCGACAAGUCCGAGUGA